ACAACAUCAGCCGGUCCAUAUAUUUGUACGAAAUCCCCGGUCACCACGAUGGACGUACCGGAACCAUCGUCAAUGAUGAAUCUGCGGCUAAGGAGGCGAGCGUGCCUCAGCUGCACCGGCGCCAAGGUCAAGUGCACUUCUUCUUCGUUGGGCGCAGAAUCAUGCGGAAGAUGUGAAAGAUUGGGCAAAGAAUGCGUCUAUGCAGAGCCUUCUUCUGGGGCAAGAACAAAUCGGAGAGAAGCCUCGUGAGUGUCACAACCACAUCUGCUGUCUGCAUGGUCUUGUAGGAUUAGAGGUCUAUGAGAGCGCUUUAGAAUAGCGUGCACAAAAGAAGUGACUUGAUGAAGUCACUUAUUCA
Molecule: messenger RNA, 358 nt
Organism: Talaromyces proteolyticus
Lineage: Eukaryota; Fungi; Ascomycota; Eurotiomycetes; Eurotiales; Trichocomaceae
Exons: 2
Coding region: 49-249 (66 amino acids)
Biological process (GO): regulation of DNA-templated transcription
Molecular function (GO): DNA-binding transcription factor activity, RNA polymerase II-specific; zinc ion binding
Source: RefSeq, a predicted model, not a curated record